AUGGCCGCCACCGCGUACAUCUCGCCCGGCGCCGAGCUGGACAUGGCGCUGGGCGGUAGCGGUGGCGGUGGUGGAGGAGGGGGCGGCGGUUACCAUCAUACCUCCUCGCCGCGCAGUGCGGCCGAUGCGAACGAGAUGAAGUACAUGCAUCACCAUCACCAUCACCAUCACCAGUCGGCCGCGGCCGCGGCAGCGGUGGCGGCCGCCGCCACCCACCACCAUGCCGCCGGGUUGACCGUACCGUCGAGCCCAUCGCCGAACCCGGCCGGUCUUGGGUCGGUGACGGGCGGGCUCGGGGCGACGCCCUGGGGCGCCCUGCCCGCCAGCGAUCCCUGGUCGCUUCAUGUCGCCCACUCGCAUCCCGCCCAUUCGCACCCGCACGCCCACCCACAUCCGGCGGACGUAAAGCAGGAGAUGCACCUGAGCCAACAGGCCCGCCAACAGGCCGGCGGCGGCCCGGGCGGCGGAGGCGGCGGCGGCGGAGGAGGCGGCGGCGGCGGAGGAGGAGGCGGUGGAGGUGGUGGGAUGACAUCGCCGCACGGGUGGCAUGCGCCGGUGCAUGCCGGCGCCCACUAUGCCACCGGUACCGGGUCGCCGCUGCAGUACCAUGCGGCCAUGAACGGUAUGCUGCACCAUCCGGCCUCCCAUCAUCAUCAUCCCGCGCAUCACCAAAGUGCGGCGGCCGCCACGCCGUCGUUGCAUCCCUCGCUGAGGGGUGAAUCGCCCCAGCUGCAUCUGCCGCCCCAUCACCACCACCACCACCAUCACCAUCACCUGCAGGGCGACCGGGACGUGAGUGCGGGCGAGGAGGACACACCGACGUCCGACGAUCUGGAAGCGUUCGCGAAACAGUUCAAACAGCGCCGGAUCAAGCUCGGCUUCACGCAGGCGGAUGUGGGGCUAGCGCUCGGCACGCUGUACGGCAACGUGUUCUCGCAGACGACGAUCUGCCGGUUUGAGGCGCUGCAGCUCAGCUUCAAGAACAUGUGCAAGCUGAAGCCGUUGCUGCAGAAGUGGCUCGAGGAGGCGGACUCGACGACGGGGUCGCCAACGAGCAUCGACAAGAUAGCGGCCCAGGGCCGGAAGCGGAAAAAGCGCACCAGCAUCGAGGUGUCGGUGAAGGGUGCGCUCGAGCAGCACUUCCACAAGCAGCCGAAACCGUCGGCCCAGGAGAUCUCGACGCUGGCGGACAGCUUGCAGCUGGAGAAGGAGGUGGUGCGGGUGUGGUUCUGCAACCGGCGGCAGAAGGAGAAGCGCAUGACGCCACCGAACACGAUGGGCGGCGACAUGAUGGACGGUAUGCCGCCCGGUCAUAUGGGGCACGGUGGCCACCACGGGGGUCACGGUGGGUACCAUCCGCACCACGACAUGCACGGCAGUCCGAUGGGUGCGCACAGUCACAGCCACAGCCCGCCGAUGCUGAGCCCGCAGGGUAUGGGCGCGACCGUCGGCGGCCACCAUCAGCUAGCGGCCCACUAG
Messenger RNA from Anopheles marshallii, 1479 nucleotides. It is a transcript of the gene vvl, whose product is annotated as POU domain protein CF1A. Bases 1 to 1479 code for a protein of 492 amino acids. Gene Ontology annotation, cellular component: nucleus. The record is from RefSeq and is a predicted model, not a curated record. Gene Ontology annotation, biological process: brain development; regulation of transcription by RNA polymerase II. The transcript has a single exon. Lineage: Eukaryota; Metazoa; Arthropoda; Insecta; Diptera; Culicidae. Gene Ontology annotation, molecular function: DNA-binding transcription factor activity, RNA polymerase II-specific; RNA polymerase II cis-regulatory region sequence-specific DNA binding.